AUGGGGCGCACAAAACGCCAGGACGGCUCCCAGACACCCAGGGCUCACCCGAGCAGCUCACAGACGGGACCCAUAGAUGGGUAUGUAGCCCCGUCGACGGCUGGACACCGCGAGGCGGCGGGCGCAAAUAUGGCCGACUCCCCGACACGCUCACUCACAUCUGAGCAGGCUGAACCCUCGCUGGCCGAUAUCAGCGCAGACAUCAGGGCACUGGCAGUGACAAUGGUGACAAAGGAGGACAUGAGAGCCCUCUCUGAUACCCUGCACGCGGCGAUCCGCACAGAGGUGACCUCACUCAGGGCUGAAAUCACAACACAGGCUACCAGGAUGCAGGCAGCUGAAUCCACUGUGCAAGCUAUGGGAGACAGGCUGGAAGCCACCAAUACUGCAAUACACAGGCAAGACAACAUUCUCUUACAAUUAAGGCGGCAAACAGAGGAUCUUGACAACAGGGGCCGCAGAUCAAACACAAGGGUCCGCUGCCUACCUGAGCCUGAAGGGAACGAAGACGUAGAAGCUACAUUACAGACGCUGUUCCGAGAUAUCCUAGGGACAGAGGCGCCGGAAUCCAUGGUGUUUGACAGAGCACACAGGGCUGCCAGAGCUCGCGCGACUGAUAACACACCGCGAGACAUUAUCUGCUGCCUACACGCCUACAAACUAAAGGAGAAAAUAAUGAACAAAGCCCGUUCCAGACCCACCUGGCGAUUCCGUGAUGCGGAGGUGGCCCUGUAUCAAGACCUGUCUCCUCUUACGCUAGAGGCCCGCAGGGCACUGAGACCUGUCACUACGCUCCUCAGGGACAGAGGGAUCCCAUAUAAAUGGGGUUUCCCCUUUAUGCUUUUAGCCAGACAUCACGAUGAAUGGUUCCCACUAAGAUGGCCAGAAGAAGUGCCCAGAUUUCUACAGCGCCUUAAUCUUCCACCCACAGAGGUCACCGACUGGAUCCUGGGGCCGACGGACCAGAGACAAGGGCCCCAAACUCCUGGCCAGCAGCGAAGAAGGAGAGACAACACGCCAAGGCGCCCACAGACCCGCAGGCAACUGGUGCCCACGGACCCGGAGGAGUGAAGAUAGGAAUCCCUCCUGCUCCCACCAGGCAAGGAGGACAGACCACGACACGUGCACCAUACCCGAGCUUGCAGAUCCUAGCGGAACCCAGAGUCACCUUAUGCACCGCAGAACACAGAUAA
Molecule: messenger RNA, 1193 nt
Organism: Pelobates cultripes (western spadefoot toad)
Lineage: Eukaryota; Metazoa; Chordata; Amphibia; Anura; Pelobatidae
Source: the annotation of a GenBank genome assembly